Messenger RNA from Meloidogyne enterolobii, 873 nucleotides. The record is from the annotation of a GenBank genome assembly. NCBI's taxonomy places the organism in Eukaryota, Metazoa, Nematoda, Chromadorea, Rhabditida, Meloidogynidae.
AUGUCUGUUACAACAGUUACAAAAACACAAUCUUCCAAAAAAUUGCCUUAUAAAGUUGCGGAUAUUUCACUUGCCGAUUUUGGACGUAGAGAAAUAAUUAUUGCUGAAAAUGAAAUGCCUGGACUUAUGGCUAUGAGAGAAAAAUAUGGAACUCAAAAGCCGUUGAAAGGUGCCCGUAUUGCUGGGUGUUUACAUAUGACUGUCCAAACUGCUGUUUUAAUUGAAACUUUGUUGGAACUUGGGGCGGAGACAAUAAUCUUUCCAAAUGGCCAACCAUUAAAUAUGAUUUUGGAUGAUGAUGGAGAUUUAACAAAUUUAGUUCAUAACAAAUACCCAGAAUUAUUAAAUAAAAUAAUUGGAAUAAGCGAGGAAACGACAACUGGAGUACAUAAUUUAGCUAAAAUGUUGGAAAGCGGGGAAUUAAAAGUAGCUGCAAUAAAUGUUAAUGAUUCUGUUACAAAAUCUAAAUUUGAUAAUUUAUAUGGAAUACGGGAAUCUUUGCCCGAUGGAAUUAAACGGGCAACUGAUGUAAUGCUUGCUGGAAAAGUAGCUGUUGUUUGUGGUUAUGGAGAUGUUGGGAAGGGUUCAGCUGCUGGUUUACGUAAUUUUGGUGCUAGAGUAAUUAUUACUGAAAUUGACCCAAUAAAUGCUUUACAAGCAGCAAUGGAAGGUUAUCAAGUAACAACAUUAGAAGAUGUUAUUGAACAAGCACAAAUUAUAGUAACAACAACUGGCUGUAAAGAUAUUGUACGUGGAGAACAUAUUGAAAAAUUACCUGAAGAUGCUAUUAUUUGUAAUGUAAGUAAAGGGAGAGAGAGAAAGUUAUUUUAUAAAAAAUUAACACAAGCAAAAGUACCCUUUUUUCUAAUAUAA